Molecule: messenger RNA, 1619 nt
Organism: Pyrenophora tritici-repentis Pt-1C-BFP
Lineage: Eukaryota; Fungi; Ascomycota; Dothideomycetes; Pleosporales; Pleosporaceae
Product: DUF605 multi-domain protein
Source: RefSeq, a predicted model, not a curated record
ACCGCACAAAGCAGGACCUCGUACCUACGUUCAUUCGCUGAAUAACUUCACUCUUUCAGGUGUUCAGCAGACACUCUUUCGAAUCGCUUUUCGAGACUCCCGCUUUGACCAGUAUCCUAUCGGUCCAACUCAGCAAUAAUGCAGCUUACCACCCUCCUUUCCACGUCGGCCAUGGUCGCGACGACCUACGCAUUGAGGACCGCCGUCACUCUCAAUGCCAUCGCCGACGCGAGCAAGCCCUACGUACGCGUCAUCAACCGCUGCCCUUACGAUGUUCACCUUUGGUCUGUCUUUAAAGGAGACGGGUGCCCUACGGAUGGCAUGGUGACACUCAAGACUGGCGGAACUUACACCGAGAACUACGCCGACAAGGCAGCGGACCUAGGUGACGGAGACAACCACACCGGUAUCUCUAUCAAGAUCUCCAAGACGGAGGAGUGCAAGGGCAACGACAUCACCCAAUUGGAGUACUUCCAGGAGUUCACUGGUGCACUUGAUUUCCAGAUGAACUACUUUGACGUAUCCUACGUCGACUGCCUGGGCGGGGACUGCCCAGCAAGAAAUGAUGGAUACUACAUCAAUGUUGGUGACCAGCAGGGCAAGAACAAGGCCAGCAGCGACGGCAAAUGGUGCCCUUGCCAUGGAUGCCAUGACCAAGCUUCAUGCGACGCCAUCUCUUACGUUCUUCCCGACGACGUGCGGACCUUGACUUGCAACCACUUCCAGAACAUCGAUUUCUACAUGUGCGGCGGAAACCCCCCCAGCGACGAAGACGACAGCCCUGCUCCUCCCAAGUCUUCUUCCAGCCCGGCCCCGAAACCUUCCAAGGCCAAGCCUACAUCGACUCCCGUACCAUCUUCCUCCAGCCCAACUCCCGAGGUGUAUGCUGCCGAUGCUACCCCAUCUUCCUCGCCUUCACCUUCGCCCACCAGCGAACCCCCUACUACCACCCCGGCUCCGACCAGCGAGCCCCCCAAGAUCACCAAGACCGAAUUUGUCUACGUUACCGCAUACGAGUACGUCAAUGCGAAGAGGCACGCACACGACCACGCCCGUCGCCACCAACAGUUCCACGCAUAAACUUGCCAAGUCACUUGUAUAUGACGAUAUUGGCCUUUACAGAAGUGGUUUUGUUACAUUAUUCUACCUGCCGAUAAUUCAGGAUGCCUAUCUCGCCAUAUACCCAGAUAACAGAAUUUGAAGAGGGAUUGAGUGUUGAUUCGACUCAAGUAAUGCCAGGGGUAGACAGCGUCGCAGGUUCAAUCUAUUUAUUCUUACCUUUCGAUUUUCGACGCGCACCCUUGGUCAUGCUUGAUUUGACUGCUUGCAUUACAAAGCCUUCGCCUCCUACACUCUUUUACUGUACUGCACCAUGGGUGUAUUGGGUCCUUGUAAUUUUGCUUUCUUAUCUUUUCCCUAACGAAGUCACGAUACGGGAUACCAUCUUGGGUUUACUAGCCCUCCUUACCACGGCUAGCGGGAUAUACUUAUUUCAUUUCAUUUGUUUCUUGGAGAGCUUGUCUCCCAUCUCCUUUGUUCAUGGACGUGGGGUAAUUUGAAAAGAAGUCCUGGCUUGGUGUCUCUAGUAUCUAGCUUGGAAAUAGAAGCGUUCGCUAUUA